AUGUCUUCAUAUCCGAGGAGUUCUACCCAGCAGUUCUCUCUACCAUUGCCCCCCGUUUUGCAGGUAAUCUCAGCAACCUAUGAUAAACAAGGUCGAUAUGGGUUGAAGAGGUUAGUGGAUAACAUGCACAUGUCUUUUCCAUGCAACUCUAAUGCAGCCCAUGCAGAUCACGAGCAACUGCGAGAGGAGGUGAAGACGUUGAAGAAGAUUCAAAUUGAGAAAGAUAAUCAAAUCAAAUUUCUCUUAAAAUGCAACAAGUUAUUCCUUGAUAAGUUAGGCAUUUGUCCACCGUCUCCUUUGUCAUCUCCAAUGGAGGAGGAUGAAUCAGAGACUCAAGAAUAG
Messenger RNA from Microthlaspi erraticum, 342 nucleotides. The record is from the annotation of a GenBank genome assembly. NCBI's taxonomy places the organism in Eukaryota, Viridiplantae, Streptophyta, Magnoliopsida, Brassicales, Brassicaceae.